GUUUUUUCUUUUGUUUCUGCACGCGUAUCGGAAACGAUUUUUUUCCACGAUUUCAAUGUUUAGUUAAUACUUUCGACGUUUUUGUCGUUUGUUGUUCGUUGACGAAAAAAUCGCGGAUUGUCUUCGAUAAAGCAAACGUCGUAUUUUUCGAGAGGCCUGCUACGAUCGAAACGUCACUGUCAAUCGGAUCAACCUUUAUUUUAAACAGGGAUCGAUUUCGGUCCUUUGAAUUGUCUCGGCGGAUCGUGGGAGGCAAGCAAUUUUCCCGACCCACUUCCCACCAUUUACGCGCCUUUUGUGUAAACAAUGUUCUCGAGUUUUGUAUCCGCGACUUGUUAUUCCACGGCGAGCGUCUCGAUGUGUUGUUGUUUACGUUUCGACCGCAGUUUUCAUUGGCAAUUUACUCGACGCAGAAAUGCACAACUUUGCUAGCGGCGGUACGUUCUCGUCUUUGGACACCCUGUGGGAAUUGCAGCCUCACCGUCUGAGCGAGGCCGGACUCAGUCGCCAUUCAGGUUCGCACUCGAUUCUGACCGAAGACACCGACAGUUUCAUAAUAGGCGAGAGGAUUUGGGUGGGGGGCACGAAACCCGGCCAUAUUGCCUUCAUCGGGGAGACCCAGUUCGCGCCCGGAGAAUGGGCUGGAGUAGCCCUCGACGAGGCUAUAGGGAAAAACGACGGCUCGGUCGGUGGCAUUCGGUACUUCCAAUGCGAGCCGAAAAAGGGCGUGUUUUCCCGACUGACUCGUUUGACUCGCGUCCCGUUGACGCUUGACGUCACGGGCUCGGGCGACACGUACGUCGCUUCCUCGCCCCAAGGUCGCAGCGCUUCCCAUUCGCCGAUGUCGCCCACCGAUAGUCGCAGGAGUUUGAGGUCGCCCGUCUCUAUAGGCGGAUCGACGUCGAGCCUGUCGCCUGCUCCGGUGAUAGACUACAAAAUCGGCGACCGGGUGAUCAUAAAAAGCGGCCAGGGCUCCAAGGUGGGCACGGUGCGCUUUAUGGGGCUGACGGAAUUCGCGGGCGGCGAGUGGGUGGGCGUGGAGUUGGACGAACCUCGAGGCAAGAACGACGGUUCCGUCAACGGCGUGAGGUACUUCGAGUGCCAGCCGAAUUUCGGUUUGUUCGCGCCGAUCGCCAAGGUCAGCAAGUCGCCGUCCAAGGUCAAGCCGGCAGCGUGUCAACUGCAUUCCGGACUGAGGAGGUCCGGAUCGAGGGAAUCGAUGACCUCGAACCUCAGUUCGGUGUCGACGGCGGGUCGCAGACGGACCACGCUCGGUAUCAAUUCGGUCGCCUCCAAGGUGCCUCCAGGUCAGGCGGGUAGCUCGGUCACUGCCAGGACAACAGUUUUGCAGCAACACAUCGAGCAGCUCCUCAGAGAGAGAGACCUCGAGAGGAGUCAGGUGACGAAAGCGGCCCGCCAAGCUGAAGAAGUCGAGCAGCGUCAUCUGGCGUUGAAAGCGGAAUUCGACAAGCAUCGGGCGGAAUGCGAGGCUACGCUGCGCGAACUGUCUGCGCAGCUGGAGGACGAGAAGAGGAAGAGUGAGGACUGGCAGUUCAAAUUUGAGGAGGCGGCCAUCGCCAAGACCGACUUGGAGGUACUGAACGAGAGCCUGACGCGAAGCGUGCGCGAAUUAGAGGUCGUCCUGGCGUCGGAACGCGAAAAGGGGGCGGAGCUGGAAAUCGGCAACGUCGCGUCGUCCGAAGCUUCGGUUCGGGCGAUGGCGGAAAUCGCCGAACUUAAACGACAGCUGGAGGAGGCCGCAAGUCGACAGGAAAAUGCGGCCGCCACAACGGCAGCUCUGAUAGAGUCGCUGCGUUGCGAAAAACAAAGCGCGGAGGCCGCUUCGAGCGAACUGAGGGCGAGUUUAGACAAAAUGACCCACCAGCUGAAGGCUCACGAGGGAAAAGACGAACUCCUCCAGGACCUACGUGAACGACUCGCGGAAAUGGUUCAGGAGUCUGCGGAGCUCAACAAGAAGCUGGUGAAGAUGUCGUUGGAGAAGGAAUCCUCGGAGUUGGAGCUGCGCGGUAAAAUAGAGGCUCUCGAAAAAAAGAGUCGAAUCGUCGACGAGCUCCAGGGCGAGCUGGAGGCGAAGCGGCAGGAACUGGAGCGCGUCGCGCAGGUCAAGGAAGAAGAGGUCAGCGCGAAAGAUCGCGAAAUCGAAGAUCUGACCGCGCAGCUGCGGUCCGCGCAAAAAGAUCUUGAGGUCGUCUCCAAAAACGUCGGCGACCGGGAGUCGAACCUCCAAACGGAACUGGAGAAAGCUAGGGAGUCGUUGAGAGCGACGGCGGCGGAACUGGAGAGUGCGAACGGUAGAUUUGUAAACAUGGACGUCGAACUGCGGGAGAAAGAUGAAGAAGUUGGAGAUUUGAGGAUGCAACUCGAGGCUUUGCACGCACAACUGGAGCUUCUCAAAACAGAGCUGACCGAUGCGAAGGUGUCGCUGACGGUAAAGAUGGCGGAGCUAGAUAGCUCGAACGUUCGCAAUCUGGACCUCGACACCAAACUCAAAGAAAAAGAUGAGAAAAUUGAGAUUUUGAGGGCGGAUUUCGAAAAUAAACUGGGAUCGCUCAAGGCAGAGUUGGACGGUGCUAGAGAUUCGUUGGCGGCAAAUAUGGCCGAACUAGAUAGCGCGAAUGCUCGAACUGCGGAUAUCGACUCGAAACUUUUAGGAAAAGACAAGGAAAUUGGGGAUUUGAGGAUGCAGUUGGAAAGAGAAGCGACCAGAAGCAAUGAGCUCCUACAAACAGCGAGCGAAGAGCUAGAGAGGCUCAAAGCGGAGCUAAACGACGUUAGAAAGUCAUUGGCGACAAAGGUGGCCGAACUAGAUAGCUCGAACGUUCGUAAUCUGGACCUCGACACCAGACUCAAAGAAAAAGAUGAGAAAAUUGAGAUUUUGAGGGCGGAUUCGGAAGGAGAACUAGGGAGGCUCAAAGCAGAGCUGAACGACACUAGAGAAUUGUUGGCGGCAAAGAUAACCGAACUAGGUAGCUCGAAUGCUCGAAUUGCCGAUGUCGACUCCAAACUUCUAGGAAAAGAGAAGGAAAUUGAGGAUUUGAGGAUGCAGUUGGAAAGAGAAGCGACCAGAAGCAAUGGGCAAAUAGAAACUGCGAGCGAAGAACUAAAGAGGCUCGAAACCGAGCUGAACGGCGCUAGAGAGUCGUUGGAGGCGAAGAUGGUCGAAUUGGAGAGUUCGAAUACUCGAAACCUGGAUUUUGACGUUAAACUUCGAGAGAAAGACAGGGAAAUUGAAAAUUUGAGAGUUCGGUUGGAAUGUGAGACAAGCAGGCAACUAGAAACUGCAGACGAAGAACUAGGGAGGCUCAAAGCCGAGCUGAACAACGCUAGGGAGUUAUUAGAAGCCAAAAUGGCGGAACUAGACAUCUCAAAUAUUCGAAUUGCCGAUGUAGAUACUACACUUAGAGGAAAAGAAAAGGAAAUUGAGGAUUUGAGGAUGCAGCUGGAAAGAGAGUCGACCAGAGGCGAGGAACAGACCAGCGUGCAUCAGAAGAACAUUGAGGAUCUGACUGGACAGCUUGACGCUGCGCGCGCAGAUUUAGCGCUGCUCAGAACGCAGCUGAAUGAUGCCAGGGAGUCGUUAGGGGCAAAAAUGACCGAACUGGAUGGCUCGAACAUUAGAAAUAUAGAUCUCGACGCUGAACUUCACAGCAAAAACAAUCAAAUUGAGGAUUUGAUGAUGCAGUUGGAACGAGAGACGGCCAAAGGCAUGGAACAGACCAGCGUGCAACAGAACAACAUUGAGGAUCUGACUGAGCAGCUGAACGCUGCGCGCGCAGAUUUAAAAAUGCUCAGAACGGAGCUGGAUGGUGCCAGGGAGUCGUUAAGGAUAAAAAUGGCCGAACUAGAUGGCUCGAACCUUCGAAAUGUGGAUCUCGACACCGAACUUAGAGGAAAGGAUAAAGAAAUUGAGGAUUUGAGAAUGCAGUUGGAAGCACAGACAACUAGAGGUCUGGAAGAGACCAGCGUGCAUCAGAAGCGCUUUGAGGAUUUGAGCGGGCAGCUGGACACAGCACGAGCAGAUUUAGAACGUCUCAGAAAGGAGCUAGAUAGCUCAAACCUUCAAAGUGCAGAUCUCGACUCCAGACUUCGAAUGAAAGACCAGGAAAUCGAAGAUUUGAAGGUUCAGUUAGAAAACGAGACGGCCAGAAGAAAUGGGCAGCUAGAAAUUGCGGGCGCGGAACUAGGAAGCAUCAAAGCAGAGCUGAACAGCGCUAGAGAGUCGUUAGCGGUAAAGAUAGCGGAACUGGAUAGUUCGAAUGCUCAAAUUGCGGAUAUCGAUGCCAAACUUCGAAGAAAAGAUAUGGAAAUUGAGGAUUUGAGGAUGCGGUUGACAAGAGAGGAAGCCGUAGGUGCGGAACAGGCCAGUGUUCAUCAGAAUCGCUUCGAGGUUCUUACUGGGCAGCUGGACGCUGCACGCGCAGAUAUAGAACUGCUCAAAACUGAACUGAAUGACGCCAGGGAAUCGUUGGGAGCGAAAGCGAAGGAGCUAGAUAUCGCGAACUUUCGAAAUGUGGAUCUCGAAACCAAAUUUCGAGGGAAAGACGAGGAAAUCGAAAAGUUGCAAAUCCAGUCCGCCGAAGACAAAGAACUGGCCGAAGAAGUCGCCCGUGUUCGUCUGAGCCUGGCGGACGCGACAUCUAGAAGUUCUCAGUUGGAAGAAAGCGGCGACAUCUUGCUGAGUAACAUUGAACAACUGUCGAGCGAGAAUGUGAGGUUAUCCGUCGAACUCAGGUCGGCCAAGGAGGAAAUGGACCGUCUAGGAAAAGGUUGGAGUGUCGAGCUGGAGGAGGUCAGGAGGUCGUUGAACGAGACGGUCGCUGCUCUCGAAGUGAGCCGUAGCGAAAAUGACCUAUUGAAGAGGCGUCUAGAGGACGGAUCCACCGACAAGUUGACCGAGACCAACGCGCAGCUAGAGGAACUCGUGAGGAGGGCGACCUCGAAAAUUCCCACCGCUGCUUCCGACCGCAACGGCGACCUUUCGGCCCACACGCAGGGUUCGAAAGAAUACCAGAAACGUGCGGAAGAGAAAACGUUCGCCGAGAGCCAGGUCGAGUUUCUGAACUCGAUCAUCGUAGAUCUGCAGAAGAAGACUGAAGAACAGAAAGCGCGCAUCGAGAUCCUCGAAAUGGGCUACAGUCCGGCGGCAGUCAACGAAUUGAGAGAUUUAGGCUUCGGCGCGGAAUACGGGCGGCGGCAGGCACCACGCGCCUACUGUGACAUCUGCGAGGAGUUCGAUCUGCACGAAACCGAAGAUUGCCCCGCCCAGGCGUCCGACGAGCCACCGAAGCCGAUUUCGCAGCGAGAGAAGAAAAACCAGCCCGCGCCAAGGCCGUAUUGCGAUACCUGCGAAGAAUUCGGCCACGACACGGCGGACUGUCCCGAAGAUCAAGAGUUCUAGUGCCUGAUUUGUUAAUUUAUUUUGAAUUUGUUGUUUGAAUUAAUAAAAUUUAUUUUCCGAAACGGUUCUGGUUUGUCUUGC
Molecule: messenger RNA, 5500 nt
Organism: Cylas formicarius (sweet potato weevil)
Lineage: Eukaryota; Metazoa; Arthropoda; Insecta; Coleoptera; Brentidae
Gene: CLIP-190
Product: restin homolog
Exons: 14
Coding region: 416-5419 (1667 amino acids)
Biological process (GO): cytoplasmic microtubule organization
Cellular component (GO): cytoplasm; microtubule plus-end; nucleus
Molecular function (GO): microtubule plus-end binding
Source: RefSeq, a predicted model, not a curated record